AAUCUGCAUUAUGUAAAAUUUAAUUGUUUUUUUUUUCCUUUUUGAAGAAAAAUGCUGUGUUCAUAGAAAGAGGAGGAGCAAUAAUAGUAAUAAGAGAUAGAGCACAUAAUUCUCUUCCAUGUUUAAUGUCGGAGAAACUUUCAAAUAAAUCCAAAUCCUUCUUCGUCAUUAUUUGCAGAUUUAACAGCUCACUUACAACCCCCCAUCAAAUUUUUUUCAGUUCCAUAGUUCGAUUCCAUCAUUUCUUUUUUAUGUAAUUCCAUUUAUAUAUUUAAAUUCACACACCGCAUCUUACCCAAAUUCUUCCCACUACCAAAAACCUCUCUCUCUCUCUUUCUUUCUCUCUGUUCUUUUGAUUUUUCUGAAAAUGGUGGAAAUCUGAGAGAAAUCAAGAAGUGGGUAUGCCGAAAAAGAGGAUGAAAUCGAUAACCCAGAUUUUUUUUUGUGUGUUUCUAUACUGUUGUAUUGGUUUUUACACUCACUGUUCUGCUUCUGGGUUUAGUGAGGAAGCUUUGGCUUUGGCUUCGAUUAAAUCGGGGCUUGUUGAUCCAUUGAAAUGGCUCAGAGAUUGGAAGUUGGGCGAUGGAAAUGACAAGUUUGCAAAGCAUUGUAAUUGGACUGGAGUUCUGUGCAACUCAGAAGGAGCUGUUGAGAAACUAAGCCUUUCUCGUAUGAAUCUCAGCGGCAUUUUGUCCAACGACUUACAGAAAUUAACAAAGCUUACUUCUCUUGACUUGAGCUGCAAUGGGUUUUCAUCUUCUUUGCCAAAAUCUAUUGGCAAUCUCACUUCCUUGAAGAGUUUUGAUGUGAGUCAAAACUAUUUCGUCGGUGAAAUUCCUGUGGGGUUUGGGGGAGUGGUUGGAUUGACGAAUUUCAAUGCUUCAAGCAACAAUUUCUCUGGUUUAAUCCCUGAAGAUCUUGGAAAUGCAACUUUAAUGGAGAUUUUGGAUCUUCGGGGGAGUUUUCUUGAAGGGCCAAUUCCUAUAUCUUUCAAGAACUUGCAGAAGUUGAAGUUUCUUGGACUUUCUGGGAACAAUCUGACCGGUCGAAUCCCGGCCGAGAUCGGUCAGAUGUCAUCGUUAGAGACUGUUAUUAUUGGAUACAAUGAGUUUGAAGGAGGGAUUCCAUCAGAAUUUGGAAAUCUCACUAAUCUGAAGUAUCUUGAUUUGGCUGUGGGUAAUCUUGGUGGUGGGAUUCCUACUGAGCUUGGGAGGCUUAAAGAACUUGAGACUUUGUUCCUUUAUAAGAACCAAUUCGAAGAUCGAAUUCCAUCAUCGAUUGGCAAUGCUACUUCAUUAGUCUUUCUUGAUCUUUCAGACAACAAGUUAACAGGGGAGAUUCCAGCUGAGGUUGCUGAAUUGAAGAACUUGCAGCUGCUGAAUUUGAUGUGCAACAAGCUAUCUGGUGAAGUGCCUCCUGGAAUUGGAGGGCUGACAAAAUUGCAGGUUCUAGAGCUUUGGAACAACUCUUUUUCGGGCCAAUUGCCUGCCGAUCUCGGCAAGAACUCGGAGUUGGUAUGGUUGGAUGUUUCAUCCAAUUCCUUCUCUGGUCCAAUUCCUGCUUCUUUAUGUAAUAGAAGCAAUCUAACCAAGCUCAUCCUCUUCAACAAUGCCUUUUCGGGUUCGAUUCCAAUUGGAUUGUCAUCGUGUUACUCGCUCGUUCGUGUUCGAAUGCAGAACAAUCUGCUAUCUGGUACGAUUCCAGUUGGUUUUGGAAAGCUUGGGAAACUCCAGAGGCUAGAAUUAGCCAACAACAGUCUUUUUGGUAGUAUCCCAAGUGAUAUUUCAUCUUCCACGUCCCUUUCUUUUAUCGAUCUCUCUGAAAAUGACCUCCAUUCUUCUCUUCCUCCCUCAAUUCUCUCCAUUCCGAAUCUUCAAACUUUUAUAGUCUCUGACAAUAACUUAGAAGGUGAAAUUCCAGAUCAAUUUCAGGAAUGUCCUGCACUUUCCCUUCUUGAUCUAUCUUCAAACCAUUUCACAGGAAGCAUUCCAGAAAGCAUUGCUUCAUGUGAGAGAUUGGUAAAUCUGAAUCUUAGAAACAAUAAGUUAACCGGAGAAAUCCCAAAACAGAUUGCAAAUAUGCCUUCAUUGUCCGUCCUGGAUCUAUCAAAUAACUCUCUUACUGGUAGAAUACCCGAUAAUUUCGGUAUAUCCCCUGCACUUGAAUCGCUUAAUGUGUCAUACAAUAAGCUUGAGGGUCCAGUGCCAUUAAAUGGUGUGUUAAGAACAAUCAAUCCGAGUGAUCUUCAAGGUAAUGCUGGUCUAUGUGGAGCUGUCCUACCUCCAUGUUCACCAAAUUUAGCAUAUACAUCAGGGCAUGGGAACUCGCACACGUCACACAUUAUCACCGGUUGGGUCAUUGGAAUAUCUGGAUUGUUAGCAAUCUGUAUCACUCUUUUCGCUGUUCGAUCGCUGUACAAGAGAUGGUACUCAAGUGGAAGUUGUUUUGAAGGGAGAUAUGAAAUGGGUGGUGGAGAUUGGCCAUGGAGAUUGAUGGCGUUCCAAAGGCUUGGAUUCACAAGCAGUGACAUUUUGACUUGCAUCAAGGAAUCAAAUGUAAUUGGAAUGGGAGCAACUGGGAUUGUGUAUAAAGCUGAAAUGCCACAACUAAAGACAAUUGUGGCAGUUAAAAAGCUGUGGAGAUCACAACCAGAUCUUGAAAUUGGAAGUUGUGAAGGUUUAGUAGGAGAAGUGAAUUUGCUGGGGAAGUUAAGGCACAGGAACAUAGUUCGCUUACUUGGAUUCAUGCACAACGAUGUCGAUGUCAUGAUCAUCUAUGAGUUUAUGCAAAAUGGGAGCCUUGGAGAAGCCUUACAUGGAAAACAAGCAGGGAGGCUGCUUGUAGACUGGGUUUCAAGAUACAACAUAGCGAUUGGAGUUGCGCAAGGUUUAGCUUAUCUCCAUCACGAUUGCAACCCACCCAUCAUACAUCGUGACGUUAAGCCAAAUAAUAUACUUCUUGAUUCAAAUCUCGAAGCACGGUUAGCUGAUUUCGGUUUGGCACGGAUGAUGGCUCGAAAGAACGAGACGGUUUCAAUGGUAGCUGGAUCCUAUGGAUACAUUGCCCCAGAAUAUGGAUACACUUUAAAGGUGGAUGAAAAGAUUGACAUUUACAGCUACGGCGUUGUUCUUCUAGAGCUACUAACAGGGAAGAAACCAUUAGAUCCCGAGUUCGGAGAAUCUGUGGACAUUGUUGAAUGGAUAAAAAGGAAAGUUAGAGACAAUAGGCCUUUAGAAGAAGCAUUAGAUCCCAAUCUGGGGAACUUCAAGCAUGUUCAAGAAGAAAUGCUGUUUGUUCUUAGAAUAGCACUUCUCUGCACAGCAAAGCAUCCAAAAGACAGACCUUCCAUGAGAGAUAUAAUAACAAUGCUUGGAGAAGCAAAACCAAGGAGAAAAAGCAACAGUGGGAAUGAAGGAUUUGGAACUAACAAAGAGAAGCCAGUUUUCAGCACUUCACCUGUAAAUGGCCUUCUUUAGGAAGAAGGAAACAAAGGAGUUCUCUAAUGAAUUGGCCUUAAAAUCCCAGCCCCCCAUUUUGAUCCUUUUACAUUCAUCAUUGUACGUAGGAUUGAUCCACUUUUUUUACUCUGUUUCUUAAUUAAUUGUAAUGAUUGGCUCAUAAUUUGUUGGGUGUGUACAAGAGCAGAUAAUGUAUAGUAUAAAUUGCAUAUCUGCCAUUAGAAUGUUAAUUCUUUUUUACCUUUCAUGGACAAAACCAGAAAUCUUGGGGGUAGCAAAUAUAAAUUGAAAAUGGAAAGGCUUGUAUAACAAAUAUCAUUUGAAGUUUCAAGCAAUAUAUAUAAGAGCAAUACAAGCAUUGUUGUAAUCCA
Molecule: messenger RNA, 3829 nt
Organism: Cucumis melo (muskmelon)
Lineage: Eukaryota; Viridiplantae; Streptophyta; Magnoliopsida; Cucurbitales; Cucurbitaceae
Product: MDIS1-interacting receptor like kinase 1
Exons: 2
Coding region: 402-3476 (1024 amino acids)
Biological process (GO): protein phosphorylation
Cellular component (GO): plasma membrane
Molecular function (GO): protein kinase activity; protein binding; ATP binding
Source: RefSeq, a predicted model, not a curated record